Messenger RNA from Theobroma cacao (cacao), 1941 nucleotides. The record is from RefSeq and is a predicted model, not a curated record. Lineage: Eukaryota; Viridiplantae; Streptophyta; Magnoliopsida; Malvales; Malvaceae.
AUUUGGAAAUGUUAUAGCAAAUGCUGUAAACGUCAAAAGGGACUUGUUUCAUCUUUUGGGAAGGAUACUCGGAAUAUCUCUCGUUGAAAAACUUACCCCAAUUUUCAAUCCUUUUGUUUUCAAGAUUCAAUGGAAAUGGACCCCCUCCCACCCCAAUCCUGCACCCUUUCUACAGUCCAGAGAAUAGCGAAGAACCCACGUCAUUUCUCCAUCGUUUAUUUGUUUAUAGUCAUCCUCGAGACUGUCUUUAGCGGCUGUCAACGUCACGUCAUCCAUGAGAGGAAGGAAGCAAAAUCUAACCUGCUCAGAGCAGAAGGCCGGCGGCACAAAUUGGAUAUCCUAUAUCUUGACCGAGCAAAACAAAUUUCGGAGUCAUCAAGCAAGGGUGUCGUUUUGCUCCAAGGUGGCACUCAUGUUUUGCAGAUGACCUUGAUGGUCUUUUAUGAUGAUGGCACUAAGAGAUCCAUUUUGUGUAUACAGAAUGUUCUGGAAAGCUUUUGUUCUAUUUCUAGUUUGCAUCUUAAUCAGGCUAAAAAGUGAGCUAGUUUGUGCUGGUUUGUCCCAUGAUGAUGUUGUUGUUGAAAUUAUAAUGGAUAUUUGCUUUUCUGUUGGUCAGCUUCCUGUUGGGUAUUCGGGAGUACCUCAUAAUUUCCUGCAAGCUGAAUGAUAAAAAUUGUUUUCCUUUUGUUUCAGAAUAUUUCUAGUAGAAUCAAUGGAUAGGAUUCUAGAAAUCCAUUUUAUGCUGGCUGUUUGCAACUUAUUGAAUCUGUUUAGUUUAGCAUCCUCAACUUUUGGUGUGAUAUAUUUCUAUUGCCUAAGUGGGUUAUUCACAAGUUUAAUCAACCAUGCUCUGGUUUCUCAUCAAAAGGUAAGGAGAGCAACGGAAAGGAUGCCAAAGUUAGUUGGCAUUAUCUCUGGUCAUCCUAAGGCUGAAGGUGGCUUAGGCUUACAGGAUAUGGCCAUUUGGAAUAGGGCCUGUGUAGUCAAACAACUUCGGACUGUUUAUUUUAAACCUGCAAUUAUUUGGGUUGCCUGAGUUCAUGAAUAUUUGAUUAGAGGCAGGAACUUUUGUCAUAUACCUGUCCCUCAAAAAUUGUAGUUGGUGUUGGAGAAACAUUUUAAGACUAAGGGACUCUGCCUUAGCACUUAAUAAGCAUGAAAUUAGAGAUAGGAGGAAUACUUUCCUCUGGCUUGACUACCGUCACCCUCAUGGACCGCUCUUGAACCGUUUUUCUAGUAGUAUUAUAAUGGCAUCUGGACUUCAUAAAAAAGUCAAGGAUUGGCCCAAGACUAGACCAAGGGCCAUUUUGGAUAUUAUUGCAGCUGUUGAUGGUAUUGUUAGUCCUAAUCCCUGUAGGCAGAUACUAUUCUUUGGCUCUAGUAAAUGUAAGGUCGCUGAUACAUGGAAGUUGCUUAGGCACAAACAAUCUACGGUUGAAUGGGCAUAAGUUACUUAGGUUUCGACUACAUAUUUCCAGGCAUACUAUCAUUGCUUGGCUAUGUGUACUGGACAAGCUCCCCACUUUGGUAAGAUUGAACCGUUAGGAAUUCCUUUGCAAAAUAUAAACUGUUUUUUUUCUGUGGAAAGCGAUGAAGAUUGUAGGAAUUAUAUCAUCUUUACUUGUCCUUUUACUCAAGCAAAUAUGGAGUGCUAUUUUGCAGAAAUCUUGGGUUAAAAGUGUGCUGGCGAUGUGCUUUAUAAUUAUGCUGUUUGCAGGGAACGCAAUAGCAGAAAAUAUGGAGGAUGGUACUAAGAUUCUGCUUCAGCAAAUUCUUCUUUAUGUCUUCAGUGGGGCAUUAUUUUGAUUUCCUUUAUGUAAUGAUUAUGCUACAUUUUCUUUUAUCUUAUAGUUCUAAUUUUUAAACAACAAGAUUGUAUCAUAUUUUGUAGCAGGAUUUACUUUACUGCUUUAUAUAAUAGAUAAAAUGGAAUUAGUCUUA